Messenger RNA from Rhodamnia argentea, 808 nucleotides. Its product is annotated as protein RALF-like 4. The record is from RefSeq and is a predicted model, not a curated record. NCBI's taxonomy places the organism in Eukaryota, Viridiplantae, Streptophyta, Magnoliopsida, Myrtales, Myrtaceae. The transcript has a single exon. The coding region runs from base 146 to 457 and encodes 103 amino acids.
CAUUCAAGAAACCAAACCACCCCUCGCCACCUUAUUUUUCUCUCUCAUCUCUCUCUCUUCCCUCCUCUGAAAAGGAGAAGGAAAAGAGACCCUCCAAUCAACCCAAACCUUCUGAUAUCUCUGCGUUUGGGCCACCCAAGAAAAGAUGGAGUUUAGGCUCUGGCUGGUCUGCCUCCUCCUGGCCAUGGCGGCCGUGGCCUCCGAGGGCUACCCCCUCCACCACACGAGCAUCGGCGACGGGUUCUACGCCCGUGAGCCGGAGCUGAUGGACUCCGAGAUCAACAGCCGCCUGCUGGCGGCGAACCGGCGGUUCAUCAGCUACAACGCGAUGAAGGGGAACUCGGUGCCGUGCAGCCGCCGCGGCCAGUCGUACUACAACUGCAGGAAGAUGAAGAAGGCCAACCCUUACAAGCGUGGGUGCAGCGCCAUCACCCGAUGCAAAAGGUUCACCGACUAAGAGAGAGAAACAUAUGAAGCAAAAAACAGAAGGACGUAUAUCGAGGGCUUUGAUAAAUUAAUAUCUGGUUAAAUAAAUUUUUACAAUUAUGUCGCAUUUUGCUGGGAUUUUUCUCUCCAUGUUCCUUCUGAGUUAUAAAAUUAAGGGUCUUCUCUCUCUGUUUUUAAUUUAAUUUUAAUUUUUUGGGGUCAUAAGAAAAACCCUAAUUUGUUAUCUUUGAGGUGGGGGGGUUGGCGGACAUGUUGUUUAUGCUCCUUUGGGCAUCUUGCCCGAUUGAUCUUAUGUUGUCUCAAUUAAUGCUGUGUACGUUACUUAUGUGGAGGGAAUAAUAUGGCCAGAAGCCUACAAAAA